GUAGAAAAAUACUUUUUUUGACCGAAGUAUAUUGCAGGAUCAUACAGCAAAAUGCUUUAUGCAAUGAUUUAUUGCUUUCUGAAACAGUAUCAACCUUAAUGAGCGACGUCCGUUAUGUAUAUGAGGUCAUGAAGUGAGUAAGCGGGAAGCAGACGAGCUAAAAUCAACGCCGAUGUUAUGAUUUUGACAACAAAAUGCAAAGCAAGUUUCUCGUUUAAUAGUGCUGUUGUAGUAAUGAAGAUUCGUAUCAAAAAUUCAUGUUUAAGAAACUAUCAAACCGCUUUUCAGUUUGAUUACGAACGAGCAAAAGGAACUGAGAAUGCAAAAUGGCUUAAACUGACAGGAAAACAAUCGAUGGAGAAAUUUAUACCAUUAACAAGAAAAACACUGCUAAAGACAAUUCUUGAAGACAAAGAAAUGAUUUCAGUAGGUCGAUUAGAUGGAUUCCAGAAACUAGCAACAGGAAUAGAUUCAUUGUUGUAUAUGAAUUAUAAGAAGAAAUUAGAUGCAAUAAAGAGUUUGUACAACCCACUUUCACCUGAUCGAGACACUAUGCAGAUGAAAUCAUUUUCAACAGAUGAGCUGAAAGCCAGAGAAAAAGAGAUUCUACAUGGCCUUGAAGAGUUGUUGGGUGAAGCAAGUUUCUAUAAAUUACCGCACAGUGUAAUGCUUGAUGCAAUUGGCGAGAAAAAUGUUGCUGAAAAAAUGGUUGUUAAAGUUUCACCAGAAAAUUAUGCUACCUUGCAGUUCUGGGUAAUAGGAAUGGAUGUUGUGCCAUUUGAUGACAGACCAUGGUACGUGAUUGCAGAAGAAAGAGCAAGAUCAUAUAAAAAUAGAACAUUUAGACAAUUAGAUCCAUUGUCAAAAUACAAUUUCAGAAGAUCAUUUGUAGCUCAAAUUCGUUCACAAUUAUGGAAGAAGUUAUUUGGUGAAAGUGUCAGACGAAUUGCAAGAUACAAGCGAGUCAUUGUUGCAGUGAGGAGAAAAGAGGAUUUAAAGCUUCUUAUUAAAGGUUUCAAAGACAUACCAUGUGAAAAUCUUGAGUUUCUGUUACCAGAUGGAAAAUUGAAAAUGGGAAAAUUGGACAAAAUUAGACUUUUUGUCCAGAGCUCAUUGAUAAUCACUUUUGUACUUGCAACAACUGCUACCAACCUUAUUGACUUAAAGCUGGAGACAAGUUUGGUUUUUGCAAUAUCAUCAGUAUUAAUCUUGGCAAGAAAUAUUGCAUUUUACAAACGGAUGAGGAAUAGACAUGUGCUUGACAUCUCACAAACUCUGUAUUUUAAAAGUGUUGCCAGCAACCAUGCCCUAUUGGCACUCAUUAUUGACCGCGCAGAAGAUGAAAUCUACAAGCUAUCACUGCUCAUCUAUGCCAUUCUUCAUCAAAUCAAAAGUACACCAGCACUAGGAAAGAGAUUUCCAAAUGGUCUCACAGACAAUCAGCUAAAAGAGCUCAUAGAAGACUGGCUAAGAGAAAAAUUUGAUAUUCAUGCCAACCUGAAUGUGCAGAAAACAUUAAACUAUAUGGAGGAAUGGAAAAUUGUAGAGAAGGUUAUAACCAAAGAAAAAGUAAACUACUUUGCAAUAGAUCUAAAUGAAGCUCUAGAUGCACUUCCACACCUGAAACGUCCACCAUUGUUGCACCAAGCAGACUUAUUAAACAUUAACACUGAAAGAGAGAUUGGAGAUGAAUCUGAAGAAAAUCCUGCUUAUUUGAGUUAUGAUAGAAGAUAUAGCUGGCAGUAAGCAUUUCUAGCUUGCAACCAAGAAAUAGAUAACCUUCAAAAUAUCACGCACUAACAAGUGAUUUGGUUACCAUUGAUUGAAGUAAUGUUGCCUUUCAUGACUUCAAACAAAAUUUAACUGGUGUUCAGGUUUAACAUUAUGCUUGAAAAUAAGAUGGAAUCUGAGUUGUUUAA
Messenger RNA from Rhopilema esculentum, 1919 nucleotides. RefSeq names its product transmembrane protein 143. The record is from RefSeq and is a predicted model, not a curated record. Lineage: Eukaryota; Metazoa; Cnidaria; Scyphozoa; Rhizostomeae; Rhizostomatidae.